Messenger RNA from Recurvomyces mirabilis, 759 nucleotides. RefSeq lists its product as uncharacterized. The transcript has 2 exons. The record is from RefSeq and is a predicted model, not a curated record. NCBI's taxonomy places the organism in Eukaryota, Fungi, Ascomycota, Dothideomycetes, Mycosphaerellales, Teratosphaeriaceae. The coding region runs from base 1 to 759 and encodes 252 amino acids.
AUGGCGCUGACCCUACUUAUCAUUACACAUAUCCCUCCUGCUUCUUCUAAAAUCCCCAAAGCAUAUCUUUCAAAUCCACCAAACUCGCACGAGCACAACACCAUAGACCCGGACUUGUUCAACAAGCUCUUGCAGAGCGGUGGAAACAUCGCCGAGCCAGCCCAGGCUCAAGAUCCGGCAGAAUUACAGCAGACUCAACGGCCAGGGAUUCCACAGCGACCGCAAUCGCUGCCAUUUCAACAGCCUCAGAGGCCAAAAGCGCCUGCAGCUUACCAAAAGCCUUCGCCACCCGCUAUAAGGUCCCAGAGCAAUAUAGUCGCAACGCAGGCUAAAUUGCCUGUACAGUCUAUGUCAACACGGCCCAUGCCGCAAGCUACAUCGAUCAGUCAGGGCGGCACACCUGGCACUCAGGCCAUAAAGCAAGCGUUCGCAGCUGCGAUGCAGAUGGCGUUCGAUGAUCCAUUCAUAAGCGCACGUACGGCUCGGAAAACACAAUCUCUCGCUGCUCAGAGUAUCCGCAGGAUGAAUGCGGUGAUUGACCGCGAAGGCGAAGCUGCGUUGCCCCUAGUCGUCGCAAAACUCCACGAGCUCGACAUCGAUCCAGCUAUUGUGGGACUCGAGGAUGGAAUUGUAGAUUUGAGAGGUUAUCCUGGUAUCAUGCCUUAUAUUCCAUUCGGUGCCUAUCCGGCGGCUUUACCAUAUGGCGGUCGAUAUCCUGAAUUUCCACCUUACGGCGGCUAUGGAGGCUAUGGCUUCUAG